AUGAACGGUGGAUCAUCGAAUAACUCAUCAUCCACCAACAGCAACAAUAAUAAUAGUGUAACAUUGGUACAAGAAGAUCUCUUGUGCAACAUCAUUUCAUCGAUUCAAAAGUGUCUGUCAUUCGACAAGGACGGAUUUUUAGAUAAACAAAAGUUUGAAAAACUCUUGCCGGCGUUGGUCAAUCAAUUGGAGAACCAAAUGGGCAACGAAGAAAGCUACAAGAAUAGAGUGGAUCGUUAUUUGGUGCCUUGCAUCACCCAGCUCGCCAUUACAAUUAACCAAGAGAUGCUCUGGAAGCCAAUGAAUCAUGCUGUGCUCAUGAAGACAAGAAAUCCAUAUGCCAACGUCAAAUUGUCUGCGAUCGCAGUCAUCCAGUCACUUUACAAGCGUCUUGGAGAGAGACUACUGAUUCUUCUACCGGAAUCAUUCCAAUUCAUUUCGGAACUCCUAGAAGACUCUGCGCCAGAGGUAGAAAAGGCAUGCCAAGAUUUAGUAAAGACUAUAGAAGCUCAUCUAGGUACAGAGGAAUCAAUAUCUUCAUACCUAUAA
Heterostelium album PN500 is the source of this 549-nucleotide messenger RNA. RefSeq names its product U3 snoRNP protein. Gene Ontology annotation, molecular function: snoRNA binding. Lineage: Eukaryota; Evosea; Eumycetozoa; Acytosteliales; Acytosteliaceae. Gene Ontology annotation, biological process: positive regulation of transcription by RNA polymerase I; maturation of SSU-rRNA from tricistronic rRNA transcript (SSU-rRNA, 5.8S rRNA, LSU-rRNA). The record is from RefSeq and is a predicted model, not a curated record. The transcript has a single exon. Gene Ontology annotation, cellular component: 90S preribosome; t-UTP complex; small-subunit processome. The coding region runs from base 1 to 549 and encodes 182 amino acids.